Messenger RNA from Populus trichocarpa (black cottonwood), 1596 nucleotides. RefSeq names its product OVARIAN TUMOR DOMAIN-containing deubiquitinating enzyme 11. NCBI's taxonomy places the organism in Eukaryota, Viridiplantae, Streptophyta, Magnoliopsida, Malpighiales, Salicaceae. Gene Ontology annotation, molecular function: cysteine-type deubiquitinase activity. The record is from RefSeq and is a predicted model, not a curated record. The transcript is spliced from 9 exons. Gene Ontology annotation, biological process: protein deubiquitination. Bases 747 to 1427 code for a protein of 226 amino acids.
UUAUUCUUUCUCUUUUCCCUUUGUCUAAUAAAGUAUUUGCCUUUUUCUUUAUGUCUAUUAUAUACUGACCUUUCAUGUCAUUUAUUCAACUGGGUUGAAUUUUUUUUUGGCUUGUUUGGUUUCUGGGAAUUGAAAAGAAACAUCUAAGAUUGAAACUCACUAAAAAAGAUUGAAUCUUUUCAUUUCAACUGUUUUAUCAGCUGGUAAAGUUCAAGUUUUAUACUGGGUUUUCUUUGUUCUUUCCUCAAGUUUCGAGUUUCAGGUUUGUUCUUGGCUGGUUCGUGUGAGCUUUUGGAUUGCUCUUGCUGUUGAAUUGGUUGUCUAGAGUUUUUCUUGUUUGUUUUUUUGCUAUGUUUGGUUGCUGAGAAAAUUGGAACGGAAUGAUGAUUUGUUUGGUUUCUAUUUGGAGAUUGAUUCAGCUAAAGAAUGUAAUUUGAUCCGCGAUCCUUGAUUAAUUUAGAAGGCUAGGUGAAAGGCUUUGGGGGCACACUAGCCGGAAAAGUAGUCUGUGGCUAUUUUAGUAUUCAAUUUGUGAAAUUGAUGAAUGGUUUGGUUAAAAUCUUUAGAUUAAUGAAUGCUGUUUGCUCCGAGGAACAUAUAUUCUUAAUUUUGAAGUUUGUCAUCAUCUUGUAUAGAAAUUUGUGCAUCUAUAGAUUUCGAAUUUGCUAUUGAUAUUCAGAUUUGAUGCCUCGCCUUUGCUUGUUUUGUAGGUUAGAAUUAGCUGGAUUUGUUGAUGUUGGCAUAGUAUGACUGAAAGCAAUAGCAAUGCAAGUGUGAGCUCGAGUUCGAGUUUGAAUAGCAGCUUUCCGGACAUAGAGGAUGACCAAACCAUUGCAAGCAUCUUAGCAGAAGAUGAAAGUUCUCAAGUUGCUGGAACGCUUGGGAAGAGACUGUCGCAUUUGGACUCCAUACCACACACUCCACGGGUGAAUGGUGAGAUACCUGAUGUGAAUGAUGCAACCUUAGACCAUGAGCGACUGUCUGAAAGGUUGGCAACAUAUGGUUUAGAAGAACUGCAAAUCGAGGGCGAUGGGAAUUGUCAGUUUCGAGCAUUAGCAGACCAAUUGUUCCGCAGUCCAGAUUACCACAAACAUGUGAGGAAGAAAAUAGUCAAGCAGCUAAAGCAUUUCAGAAAAUCAUAUGAGGGAUAUGUCCCCAUGAAGUACAGAAGCUAUGUGAAGAAGAUGAAAAAGCCAGGGGAGUGGGGGGAUCAUCUAACUCUACAGGCAGCGGCAGAUCGAUUUGGUGCCAAAAUUUGUUUGGUAACAUCUUUCCGGGACACAUGCUAUAUCGAGAUCAUGCCCAAAGACAAAAGUCCCACCAGAGAACUUUGGCUGAGCUUUUGGAGCGAAGUUCAUUACAAUUCAUUGUAUGCAACUGGAGAUGUCCCGACCAGAGUAGCAAGAAAGAAGCAUUGGCUUUUUUAAAUGUUUGACAUGCCGGCAGGAGAUCAAGCAAUGUCAUAUCCACUCUUCGUUUGUUCUCUAUACAUGUACAUAAUUUCCAAAUAAGCAAGCAACUAUAGAGUAAUUUAACUAGCAAAUAUGUAACUUGAUAUUGAAUUCAACAUUAUAUAUUCAUUGUUUUUCUUUUUAA